AUGUUCCAUAUCCCUUACCCACCCUCCGGGUCAGGCUACUGGAGCCCCGUUACUUCAACUCUCAACUGGUGUGAAGAGGACUACUAUGCUACCGUCUAUCUCGCCGAAAUUGUCAAUUCUUUGACCAACGUUUUGUUCCUCUUUCUCGGGAUAAAAGGAAUUCUUAGCUGCCGAAGAAAUGGCCACGAUUUCGUCUUCCAGGUUGCCUUCUUAGGCUACUUCAUCGUGGGCCUAGGGAGCUUACUCUUCCACUCCACGCUAAAAUAUCCAAUGCAACUCGUCGAUGAACUCUCCAUGAUCUAUACCACCUGCCUGAUGUGCUAUGCUACCUUUUCCUUUUCCAAAUCUACGAGGAAUCGCACCAUCCUUGGCUUGAGUCUCUUGGGCUUGUCCGUAUUUAUCACCGCAUAUUAUCACUACCUGCAGGACCCGCGGUUCCAUCAAAAUGCCUAUGCGAUCUUGACAGUCGUUGUGGUUCUGCGGAGUAUGUGGCUAAUGGAGGUUACUCUUCGAUCGAAAUGGCGCAAGGCCCAAGCCCUUAACGCCUCUUCUCAAGUCAAUGGGCCAAGCCCAGGUUCUUCGCGAGAUGUUCAAUUGUCUCAGAACACUCGCGAUUUGAAAAUUCUCAAUACUAUGUGGCUCAUGGUCAUUUGUGGAUUAUCUUCGUUCCUCGGUGGCUUCGCUAUCUGGAACCUCGACAACCACUAUUGUUCCACGAUCCGAGGCUGGCGCCAUACUAUUGGCCUCCCAUGGGGCGUGCUUCUUGAAGGUCACGGAUGGUGGCAUCUAUUGACUGGAAUUGGCGCAUAUAUAUACAUAACUUGGGGUACAUGGCUCCGCCAUUGCCUCAAUGGCCGUCAGGACGAAUACGAGCUCUACUGGCCACACUUUUACACUUUUCCUGAGGUCGUUCAUGUCGAAAAGGAAAUACCGAAGCCGGUUCAUUUAGACGGAACAUCCGCGAUCAAAAGGCUUUAG
This is a messenger RNA of Uncinocarpus reesii 1704, 978 nucleotides long. RefSeq lists its product as uncharacterized. The record is from RefSeq and is a predicted model, not a curated record. NCBI's taxonomy places the organism in Eukaryota, Fungi, Ascomycota, Eurotiomycetes, Onygenales, Onygenaceae. Gene Ontology annotation, biological process: ceramide catabolic process; ceramide biosynthetic process. Gene Ontology annotation, cellular component: endoplasmic reticulum membrane. The coding region runs from base 1 to 978 and encodes 325 amino acids. The transcript has 4 exons.